UCAGCUUAUCUAAAAAAAUACAAAAAUCAUCCAUGUACAAAUACCAUGACAUGCAGAGGGACGCAUUCAUGAUGCAAUCAUACAAUAAAUCCAAAUAUUAAAAUACCUUGUUCAUCACAAAGAAUUGACGACAUUUAAUGAUAUUUGCAUUUUGCAAUAUAUCUAUCAUCAUCAGUAUAUCCACAUUGUUUGGAUGGCGAUGUCUAUUCUGUCACAAGGCUUUUUCCAUUUUCAAGAUAAUACUGUGCAAUCCUCAACUUCAUGCACAAAAUCACAAAAGAAUACUUGUCUACAAAAAUUGAACCCCCUAUCAGCAUUGAUUCCUAUUUCCAUGGUGUAUUGAUAGAGGCCUCCGAAAGUUUUGUAAUCUCUCCAAUGAACAACGGCACCUAUUUGUGUAUCCAAGAAAUGAAAAUUCUUGUUCUACCCUAUCAUUUGUUCUGUGACCAAAAAAAAAUGUCACAGAUGCAUCCUGUACAUACCAAAACAAAACUUGGACCCUAUACACUAUCAACUCAAAGGCGCGACACAAAGUUGGCUCCUAGUUUCAAAAUGCUUCCACACAAAACCACCCUUUGAUUGAGUGUAAAAUCAGGACCUAGAGACUGACUUAUGCAGCAUUGAU
Ilex paraguariensis (yerba mate) is the source of this 625-nucleotide messenger RNA. NCBI's taxonomy places the organism in Eukaryota, Viridiplantae, Streptophyta, Magnoliopsida, Aquifoliales, Aquifoliaceae. The record is from the annotation of a GenBank genome assembly.